CCGGAAGUGGUCCUGAGAUCCGAGCCGGAAAGCGGAAGCAGUGUGCAGCACGUGGGGGUGGUGCUUGUCGGAGACCUGUAGGUCCCUAGCGACGUGGGAGGCGAAGCUGGCUGCCGCGACAGUGGAAGAGGAGGGACGAGGUGCGGGGGACUGGAGUGACACCAAGGACCCUGGAGACCGGCUGAGUUCCAUGGAGAGUUCCGGGGAGCAGCCGAGCGCACAGUCCCCGCACCCUGGGGACCACUGCAUUCGCGACGGCGACUUCGUGGUGCUGAAACGGGAAGAUGUGUUCAAAGCAGUGCAGGUCCAGCGGAGAAAAAAAGUAACUUUUGAAAGACAGUGGUUCUACCUGGAUAAUGUCAUUGGCCAUAGUUAUGGAACCACAUUUGAAGUGACUGGUGGAGGAAGUCUUCAGCCCAAGAAGAAGAAAGAAGAGCCUACUUCAGAGACUAAAGAAGCUGGCACUGACAAUCGAAAUAUAAUUGAUGAUGGGAAAUCUCAGAAACUCACUCAAGAUGACAUAAAAGCUUUGAAAGACAAGGGCAUUAAAGGAGAGGAAAUAGUUCAGCAGUUAAUUGAAAAUAGUACAACAUUCCGAGACAAGACAGAAUUUGCUCAGGACAAAUAUAUAAAAAAGAAGAAGAAGAAAUAUGAAGCCAUUGUUACUAUUUUGAAGCCAUCCACUCGUAUUCUUUCAAUUAUGUAUUAUGGAAGAGAGCCUGGAAAAAUUAACCACAUGAGAUAUGAUACAUUAGCCCAGAUGUUGACAUUGGGAAAUAUUCGUGCUGGCAAUAAAAUGAUCGUCAUGGAAACUUGUUCGGGCUUGGUGCUGGGCGCAAUGAUGGAACGAAUGGGAGGUUUUGGCUCCAUUAUUCAGCUGUACCCUGGGGAUGGACCCGUUCGGGUAGCAACAGCAUGUUUUGGAUUUCCCAAGUCCUUCCUCAGUGGUCUUUAUGAAUUCCCCCUCAACAAAGUAGACAGUCUCCUGAAUGGCACAUUUUCUGCUGAGAUGUUAUCUUCAGAGCCGAAAGACAGUGCUUCCGUUGAAGAAAGUAAUGGCGUAGUUGAAGACAAGCAGAUUGCUGAACAAGACACUGAAGACCCCAUGGCAGAGGCACCAGACAGCAGACACCCAGAAGAGCAAGAAACAAUGGAAGUUAUUGCUCAAGACCCAGAAUAUAAGGAGCCGAAGGAGAGAGGAGACAAAAAAGAUUACAUUCAGGAAAAGCAGAGGAGGCAAGAAGAACAGAGGAAAAGACAUUUAGAGGCUGCUGCUCUGCUGAGCGAAAGAAACGCAGAUGGUUUAAUCGUGGCAAGUCGUUUCCAUCCCACUCCGCUGCUGCUGGCUUUACUGGACUUCGUGGCCCCUUCACGGCCAUUCGUGAUCUACUGUCAGUACAAAGAGCCUUUGUUGGAAUGCUACACAAAACUGCGGGAGAGGGGAGGAGUCAUCAACCUCAGGCUGUCUGAAACCUGGCUGCGAAAUUACCAGGUUCUGCCAGAUCGAAGUCACCCCAAACUGCUGAUGAGUGGAGGUGGUGGCUACCUUCUGUCAGGAUUCACCGUGGUCUCGGACAGCCUUAGAGCAGACACCAGCCUCAGAUGCAGCACCAGCACUUUAGAGUCUCUCAACAUGGAGGAGCCGGCAGCCAAAAAGCAGAAAUGCGCAGAGUCUGGGUCUUAACCCUAUGAGAACUGCUUUCAUUUUUAUUCUCAGGCAUUCUGUGGUUGAUAAUUAAACCUUAAAUGCCAUUGCUGGUUGUUUUUUUCAUAUUCUAAGAGUACAGCCUGUCUGCGCCCCACCCUGAGAAGGUGGAUCAGCCUCUGUCCCCUUCUGACGCCGGUGGUAUUGGGGCCAGAGCUGCAGCUCCAGUGUGCAGGCCUGGAGUGAUGCAACAGUACUGUUUCCUUAACAAAGCUGGAGUAGCACUAAAUAUUUUGAGGUUUUUAACACUCUGAAUACGUAUUUAUAUAAGAUUGUUUAUAUACAAACUAAGUGGAAUAACAGUAUAGCUGAAACUUGGUAAGUUCUGAAAGAAUUUGUAGAAGAAAUUUCCACCGUUCAUUCCCUUCUGUUUAACCCAAGCAAUAUGGACGUGUGGCUGUACCAAAACGUCCACCCUGCUCCCUUUGGGGAGAUAAGCUUUCCUAAUAUGCUACAAUUUACUCUUUUAAUAGUUGACAACCUAGAAGAGUUCCAGGUAUUUAUUUACUGCUUUUUUUUUUUUGGUACAUAGAAGGUUUAGUGGGUACUUUUUUUGCAAUAAUUUGCCAAUUCCCUUAUUCUUUGUUCCAAAUAAAGUGACGAGAACUUUUGUGUAAUAUUUAAUUAAAGGAAACAUUUUCUUCCAUUGUAGAGACUUAAAGAUACACACAUUUAUAUAUGUGUAUAGAUGUUGAUAUGUACACAUACACAUUUAUAUAUACGCACAGACAGAAUGUGCUACCUAUAAUGUAUACAGACAUGGAGAGAAUAUCAUAUUUAUUUGAAUUAGAAAAAGUUGGACCCAUUCUGAUUGCUUUGGUGUUGCUCCUUGUCAAAUAUAUGUAAAGUGCCUUUUUCUAGUGAUUGUUAAUACAGGUCUGAGAUGCUCUGUGGUGACUGGGUAGGGAGCCUCAGUAGGUGCUGCAAAGUAGAUGACUACGGUGACAGGUUCAGAGUAAGCCAGAGCCCUCAUCUGUCUGAGAAUGGGUCUCACUCUGUAAUCACGCUUGUGUGUGCUGUUCCCUCCAGCACAGAAGAGACAGGGAUCAUGCAGCCCACAGCAUCUCCAAAAGAUGAGCUUUCCUUUUCCUAAUGGCAGUGCUAUCUGAUAAUACUGGUGUGAUUGCCAACAAGUACAGUUGUGGUUUCCUUUUCUUAGAGAAUAAAAGUGUCACCUACCCUGCUCUGUCUGACUUGCUUUAUUGAUGGUGCGGUGGCACCACAGGGACACCCUCGGCCGGCAGUCUGUCACAGAGCACAGCAGUGGUCCCUCAACACAGCAGAGCCAGCCUUGCAUGUCCAGGACACACAGCUGUGAGCCCAGGGGACAUCCCAGUGCCAGCU
Messenger RNA from Fukomys damarensis (Damara mole-rat), 3049 nucleotides. It is a transcript of the gene Trmt6, whose product is annotated as tRNA methyltransferase 6. The record is from RefSeq and is a predicted model, not a curated record. Bases 191 to 1684 code for a protein of 497 amino acids. Gene Ontology annotation, biological process: tRNA methylation. Lineage: Eukaryota; Metazoa; Chordata; Mammalia; Rodentia; Bathyergidae. The transcript is spliced from 11 exons. Gene Ontology annotation, cellular component: nucleus; tRNA (m1A) methyltransferase complex.